Molecule: messenger RNA, 7477 nt
Organism: Seminavis robusta
Lineage: Eukaryota; Bacillariophyta; Bacillariophyceae; Naviculales; Naviculaceae
Source: the annotation of a GenBank genome assembly
CGCGAGGACACUUCAUCCCCAAUGUUUUGGCCAUGGUUGACAAGCGUUGACGCAUACUAGUACUGUAGUAGAGUUCCAAUUCUCAAAGUGAGAACAGCAAUAAGCCAUACUACGACUUUAGAGUUAGUUUGGUGGCCCUAGUCUAGUCGACAACUAUCGUAGCCAAUACCAUGGCCGGAAGCAAAGGCGUGAAUCCGCAAGAAGCGACCAUUCCGGAAGAGCAAGAAGAUGAUUCGUCGUCACAGGAGACUCCGAGUAACAAAGAGAAUAGUGGUAGUGAACAAAAGACAGCCUCGUCUUCGUCAACGUCUCUCGCGCGAAACACAAAGAAGAAGAAGAACAAACCGAGACAACAAGUGAAUAAUAUGGCUUCGACAAUCACUGCGAGUAGUACUAGUAGUAGUAGUCCAUCGAAAGCAAAGAAGAAGCAAAAGAGACGCAAGAAGAGGAAUCGAGUGGCUUUUUUUGCGAGUGUGAAAGAGGAAGAAAGCACUAACGAUGCCGUCACGAAGCCACCUUCCAUUCCCCUUCCUCUCACCCACUACCAAACAACACUUAUCCGGAGAGCCAUUCGAAAGCAGGACUCUGGCAAAGCGUCACCCAAAGCUCAGUCGACGACAGUCAAAGAGGAAGAGGAUGUCAACGACGAUGGUGGUGAAGUGUAUGGCGAUGUCUCGCUCGGGAUGAAACUGACGUUUGUUGGAGGAAGAGUGAUUGUCCAGCACCUGAAUCCCUUGACUGAUGGCAGAGCAUCCCCUGCACAAUUGGCGGGGGUCGUUCAACGAGGGGACAUACUUCUCGCUAUUGACAAUAUGAGUCUCGUCAAUCUGCCCUUUAACCUCCUCAUGGAACGCCUUCAGCCAUUGAGCAACCCUGAUUCGUCGGGAGUCUACAAGAGAGUCAUACAUCUACGGAUGGCUGCUGAAGGGCUCGAAAAACUUGAAAAGUUUGAAGCGGCCGAAGCGAGAAAGUCCUUUGCCACGGAGGAAAGUGCUGCUGAACUUUUCUCCUUGUUCCCAAUGGUAGACCACAUGAGUAACAUAUCACUCGUCGACAAUCCUCAAAUGCGAACAACAAGGAACCGUCCUCCGCAAAUCCAAGAAGAAAAGAAACAAGAGACGACGAGUCCCUCGCCAACCAGUAAUUUAUCAUCACCCACCAAAUCUCUUCUCUCACCCACCAACCAGUCGGAUGUCCCCGCCGAAUCGGAGCCACCAGAGGCUAGUGGUCAGCAAGAAGUAGCAGCAGCAAAUCAAGUUGAAAAAUCAAUGGAUGAUAUCAUAUCGGAUCAAGUUGCUCAAUGGCGAUCAUUGGAACGAAAAGCCUUUACCAGCCAAUACUUUGCGUGGAACGACAACUUCUCAGAGCUCCUACGACCGCGUAGAUCACAAACAGCAGGACAAAACAACAACAACUCGGUGCCGGUAGAUGUCACGGAACAAUCCAGAUCGAAAUCGGAAAUGUUGGAAUUGGGACGAAGAGCCAUUGUCGGAGCCGAUAAUUUGUAUCGACGCAUGGAAGAAUUGGACAGAGGAAAAGACUUGCGAUCCUUCCGAUGCUGGAAUUCGUCCAUCAGUCUUCGAAGUAGAGCCAGCACUCGCCGAAGAUACGUCUUGGACGCGGUAUCGUUGCCUGUGACACUCAACAAUAUGAAAAACAGUUCGCGGCAGCAAACAGGUGGUGGUGGGAGCUAUGUUUCGUCCGAUGCCAAUAGUGAAGCAAGUGAUAUGGAUGACGUGGAUGGUGAUGAACUACUUCUUCGACUGGCAGCACACGAUGAGAUUUGGCGGCGCCAGGUCUUGGAAUCCCUCGAGGCUGCUAGGGAAAAGCUAGAAAACGGCGAAUCAGAUAGCUCAGAUGAGGAGGAAGAUCAAGAAAAAGAAGAUCAGGUGGCUCGUAGUGGCAGCAUGGACGACGCCAUCACCCAGGGGUUGGGGGCGUUUCUAUUUGGUGAGACUAUGGCCAAAAUUAUUACCAAAAAGAAAAAGAGUAAGGCGCUUCCGCCAGCUGAGAUUUCUGCGGUUCUAUUUGAUUUGUCCACCAACCUCGCAUCGACCAUGCCCGACGAAGUUGCCAUUGGGGAUGGCACCGCCUCUGGCCUGUUAAAGUCAAGCUUGGUGCCUUUCCUUGGGAGAACACGGCCUGAGGCGGGAAGCUCCGUCAUCUUGGCCACUCGGUUCGUUUUGGACGAGGCUCUUGAGAUUUGGCUGAAAACAUUUCGGCCGUUGCCGUGGGAGUCACGUCGCGUUCUUUGGCCUUACGCAAAGCGCUCACCGACUGCAGGUGAAACUCUCAGCCGGAGCAUGCUCUCCGAUAUGGACAGCCUCAGCGAUGCGUCUCCCAAGACUGCCUUCACGGUUGGUUCUACCAAUGGCACCCGAUCAGGAGACUUGAGACAACAAAUUGAAGACCAAGAACUGGAUGUUGAGACCCGAGCAGAAACUUGCUUCCUCGUCACCUACUACUUUACCCAGCGGCUUUUACCAAAAGUCGCUUCCAGCCGCAACGAUGAUAGUAUCGUUGACACUUCUGAACUAAUUGAGUUCAUCGAGACAUAUGGAGCUUACGUGAAGUUGCACACUUGUCUGGCAUACUCGGCUGCGUUGGAAUUCCCUGAUGUCAUUGAGAAGUUGCUCGAGCUUGCGGGUCAUGAUCUGCGACACAAGGAAAUCACCAAGCUCUUCACGAGGCGCAACGCGCUGAUUCUGUAUGAGCCCACCAUGCUUUCUGCCGUCGUACAGUGUCUCCCGCGAAUCAGGGAAGAGCCUAGCGCAGAUCGUCGCCAGGUUCUAGUCGAUAUUUGCGUUUCGGCAUACCCUGAUUUGUGCCCUUGGCAAGUGAAACAGGCUUUGCUAGAAGAGUCCCCUGUCCCGGCUGGGACAAACAAGGCUUCGGAGGCGGACAUGAAAGACUUGUAUUAUUACUAUCUGUCCAACUUGCUUCAUCCUCACGAUGGACACGACGGUGCAAGAAAGGACGCUGCGUUGGUAGAGGAGUGGUGUUUGCUGUCACUCGAUGACAGUGGUUCUAGAAACAAAGCCGACAUCAAGUCACGAAGGAAGAAUUUCUUCAGCGUUGCAUCACGGAAUUCAAGUGAUCAUCUUGGAUAUAGACGUGACCUCGUCAUGCUGAUCAAAUUGAGCAUGAAGAGCCAAGAGCACGAGCUUGCAUUGGACCUUGCUGGCGAGAUUGUGGAACGCCCCGCUCUUUCGCGUGACAGCUCGGUUCUGUUACUAGUCCUCGAAUUCAUGAGAGAUAUCACACAGAGAGCGCUGGAAAAGGGCGGGCAGGACAUGCUGCUUACCCUGAAGAGGGCCACCCGACUCCUGCGCCAAAUGUCGCUAGCCGCUGAACCAUUAGAAGAGCAAGUGAUCAGUGUUCCUGAUGAGUUGCGCAUGAUGUUGGAGUACAAGGAAGGAGCAUGCAAAGCGAGCAAGUCAGAAGUGUUGGACCUGGUGGUAUUCCUAUCAGACGAAUCCGUACCAGGUGAUUUCCUAGAGGCAUUCGCCGAGUGGAGCCGUACCCACGACCUUUGCUCUGACACCUUGCAAAUCCUCCAGCGUGUGCUGAGGCGUGGGACACGGAGUGCGUUGAAUACAGAGCUAUCGGGGUCUCUGCUCCGUCUACGAAGAGCCCGACGAAAAAUGGAGACGCCCACUGAUACAUAUGGAACGAGCACCUUGAUGCCAGAACCCACAACUUGGAGCCUAAUGGGCAAAGGGCUCGUCGCUAUUGACAAAUAGAUUAAUGAUGUUGUAAUAGUUGUUGAUUUUGAUGAUUCCUGCACCUCGCAACCAAAUCUGAUUGUUGCAUUGUGUCACAAAGGCUACUCGCCCGGUGGAGUUGACGCCGGGAUCAAUAGCUCCACAUUCCAGAAUAAAAUUAUAUGGAACACUGUUAAUAAACUUAGAAGCUAUGGCAACAUUCAUUUUGCUCCUUAGGCUGGCUGAGAAUUUUGCAGAGAAGCGGUACAAAAUACUGUCCGCUCAUAAGACUUUAUGAAAAGAGGUUCACUCGUUCACUCCGUGAAAGUACCAAUUUAAAGGGUGGGUGUUUCGACUCCUUGCUUCUUGUAUUGAUCGUACACAAUUUGGACAUCGCGCUUUCCACCCAUGAUGAUGGGGCACUUUGCAUGGAUUUCAUCGGGUACAAGGUCCAAAACUCUCUGAAUCUUGCCCUCAAACAUACCAGUGGAAGCAAUUCCCCCAGCCUGUUCAAUAAUCAUGGCCAUGGGAAUACCUUCAUAGAGAAGACGAAGCUUUCCCUUUGGAGAUUUCACGUCGGCUGGGUACAGGUAGAUUCCCCCAUAAAGGAUGGUACGGUGAAUGUCAGCCACCAUCGAUCCGACGUAUCGAGCAGAGUAAGGCUUGGGUUCUCCCUUUUUGAAUUCGGCAAUAGCAUCCUGAAUUGGCUGGUCCCAGUGGAUAGCAUUUCCCUCGUUGGCCGAGUAGAUAGUCUUUCCUCCGUCCUGUGGGAAGAUCAUCUUUUCUCUGGUGUGGACAAAUUCUCCAAUGGUGGAAUCCAGGCAGAAACCAUGGACAUCUCCACCCUUGAAUGUGAAGACCAUCUCCACGGCAGAACUGUAGGCCACAUAUCCAGCGCAGACGCAGUCAGCUCCAGAACGGAGAAGAUCAUCGGCAUUUCCGUCACUGCCAGGUUUUCGUUCGUAGACACUGAAGAUGGUUCCAACACUAACAUUACAAUCAAUGUUACUGGAUCCAUCCAAAGGAUCGAAUGCAACGCCUGUACACAGUAAAAUAAAUCUGGUGAGAAAAUUGGCCCAUAAUAUGUCUGGAUAAGCAAGUCUUCCAAUAAACCCAAUAGUAACUCACAGAAUUUUCCGGCCCUUCCGGGAGGUACAAUGAUUGGUUCUUCGUUUUCCUCGGAAACAAGGACACAGCAGACUCCAGAGUUGACCAAUGCAUUGAUCAUCAUAUCAUUCGACAUAACAUCAAGUUUCUUUUGGUCGUCUCCAGUGCUGUUGACCUCUCCCGCCAAACCAUAAAGCUUGGCAACACCGGCACGCUGCACAGCAGACGUGAUCAGUUUGCAUGAAGUUCCGAUGGCAUUCAUCAAAAUGACCAAAUCGUGGUCAUGGGUGCUUGCCAUGACAAACCUGUUCAAGGUUUUGGCGUCCUAGAAAGGAUAAAGCACAGAGAAAUCCUGAGAAGCAGUUUCUAUAAAUUACCAUCCCAGAGCCGAACUCCAAACAAAGACAGAUAACUUACGACGUCGAACUUGUCCGCCAUUGUUGCUUCUUUCUAUUACACGAAGGAUACAAGUACUGCUUUUGUUCCGCAGCUAAAAGUGAGAAUCCCAAUGCAAAAGCCUUGUGUAUGUAGAAUACUUUCUCGUUUUGGGUAAACGUACGAGCAUCCAACGUGGUAUUUUGUACGUGUGUCUUUGGCCAAUGACUGACGUGUUGGUUUCCCCAAAACUUUGGAUCAUUCGUGCAAAUCGAAUCGAAGCUAGCAAUCUUGAUCGAAUUCGAUUCGAUUCGAUUCAUCAUUUCGAACUCGAUAGCUAUUUUUAAGCCAGCAACGCAAAGUAAAGUUUGCCAAGGCUUGUCAUCAAUACUGUACAUGUAUCUAGCACAAAGUUGAUGCAAGCUGGAACUGCAAAAUGUGCCCAAUAGACAAGAAAACUGGCAGUCCUUGUAAUGAAUGGAUACCAUUGAAUUUGGAAAUCCUGGGUAUCCUCAUCAGCAGGGACAUGUGCAGUUGAAACAAGGUACCGGUUCUGCUUUCUCCCAAGUAUAUCUGUGCAGCGAGCGUUGGCUACCUCCUUGCUACCGGUAUUUUGUUGGUUGUUGAACGAAAAGGAGUGACAGUCGAAGGUCUGUUUCUACUAGUAGCAAGUUUCCGGAAUUACCUCCAGCCAGGAUCUACUGUUAGCUAGCUAGAAUUCAUCGCAAGGAGCACCAUAUUUAUGGUCUUCUGUGGUCAAGCUAGGAUUGGUCCAAUGUGCCAGCCUUGCUUCCUCUCGACCAAAAGCAGACAUCAUGGAUAACCACAAAUCUGCUCUGGGUCGUGACUCUCCCUCCUCCUCUUCAGCCAGAUCAUGAUGUUCACAAGCUCCCGAAACAACGAUUUCCGGCGGUCCACGGCAGAGGAACCAACAUCCCUCUGCCACUUCCCUUUCCAACUGGCCUUGAUACCAACAGCUUGCUCCCACAAAGAAGGUUACAUCAUCUUUGGAAGCAAAAGCAGAUUAGAAGGAUGGUGAGGAAUCAAAUCGAAUCAAGUCAGCAAUCCAAUUAACAACCAACAAAAUUUGUUGUUUUGUUGAGUGAGCUUGUACGCACGACCAUUAUUUUUUAAAUUCACUCACCUCGAUCAAGUGUACCCGACGCCACGGCCUCUGCCGCAUUUGUGAUAUUCCCCUUGUACGCGACAACUUUUUCGUCUUCCAACCCAGUGACAUUUGGCAAUUGGAUUCCACCAACGUCGCCGUCUUUUUCCGUGUCGUUACUGUCGUCGUUGCUGCUGCCAAUAGUAUGAGCCAUUUGAAUGGUGGGCAUGUGAACGGGUCCCCCAUCUUUCAUGGGGAUCGUACCGAGAGAAGCGAGAAUAUCUUUUGGGAGAUGAGGCAGUGCUUCGGCCAAGUUUAAUGGCUGCAAAUUGCUGCCGCUGCUAUUGCUGGGAUCCUUGAGUGUGACUCGAUUGACAAUUAAUCCUAUACAACUAACGGUUUUUCGAAAGAAUCCCGUCAUGUGAGGAUGUGCCACGAGAAAGACACCCGGUUUCAAGAGAGAAGCAAUAUCGGUAGCGUCGUUCCAAAUCAGAGGUUCGACAUGUUUGGCCGCCUGUUUGUUGUGACUGGGCUCGUCUCGUUGCUGCUCCUCUUGUAGUUCCUUUGCCCACGCCAAUUUUUCAUUGAGUUUUCGGAGUGCCAAAAAGGCCGUUUCUCGUCGCACAUCCAUGGCAAAGGCAGCGGAACAAGACGACGACGACGCUUCCAUGUCGGGCGUUCGGAAUUCUCUUCGAAUCAUAUCUCUCAAUUUGGUGGGUUGUCGAUGGACGUGAUGAGGAUGAAAGUAACACGGAGCAAAUGGUGGACUGUCAUCAUUGCGGGUCACCCCGUCAUGAUGAAACUUGUACGUGUCCGAGUCCGAAAAGACCGUCCAAAGUAACCUCCGAAACAGCAGAAAAUGGGCAUCAAACCGUUGUGGCAAGGCAUCCUCAUCAUCUUCUUCUUCUUCCAUCAAAUCUAAAUCAUAGUUGCUGGAUCGCAGUUGUUGUUGACUAUCACGUCGUCGAUACUUGAGCGCCAGUUCUUCGUCCAAAUCCACGGGAAUAAACGAUCGAUGUAAUAGACACGACAGAACGGCCGCAUUCGGAGAUGGUGGCGUAAACGGCUUGACGGCUCGUAGCAGGGCACGGUACAGUCGACGGUGGAUUACUGCGUGUUUGCUGGAGGUUGCCAUGGUCGACGUAUUGUGUCGAUGUUGUGGUUCUGUUUGGUUGUGAUGAUGGGA